Molecule: messenger RNA, 2653 nt
Organism: Brassica napus (rape)
Lineage: Eukaryota; Viridiplantae; Streptophyta; Magnoliopsida; Brassicales; Brassicaceae
Product: telomere repeat-binding protein 4-like
Exons: 11
Coding region: 632-2413 (593 amino acids)
Source: RefSeq, a predicted model, not a curated record
AGCUCCAUAAUAAUUAAGACUUCAAAGUUCAAAGCCAUUCAAAGAAGAGAACCACUUAGGUAAAUUAAUUGAGAAUAACUCCAGGUCAACUUCCACAUCAGCAAAUCAAUACACGUGGACCAAUGAUGUUUAAAAGUGCACGGAACAGUAAAAGUGCGGAUCCACGCGGUAUUUAUCUCAUAAAUGAAAUAAUUAUUUUUUUAUCCAAAUCCCAAAAUAAACUCUUUUUCUGACAGUAACCACCAAUAGGUUUCGUGUAGUGAGAGACUAAGCGACCGGCUUCAGCGGGUAAAACAAAAUCCCAGAACCGCCCACAGCCGGUUGUGUGGUAAAUAUUUUAUUUUCUUCUCGUUGCGGAAAAAAUAAUAAAUGGGGUUUAAGGCUUUUGUUUCCGGUUUUUUGGUUUCUUCUGAAAGGGUUUAAUGUCUCUUGUUCGUUGGUGUGAGAAGGUGACGAGUUAAAAAAAACGAUAAAAACAAAAACAGAGGAUUGACUGAUCCCCAAAUCUUCAUUCCUAAAAGUCUUCGAAUUUUUUGUUUGCGUGAUCUGUAAUCAACUGGAGCAGAGAUUGUGUGAUCCAGAGUCUAGCUGCCUGAUUUGCUUUGUGUUUGGUAUAUGCAUCAACUGAGAGAUGGUGGUCAAGAGGAUGUUAUACAGUGACUUUGAUUUCUCCAGUUUUCCCAAGGCUCCUCGUUCAAUCAGGAGGAAGGUACCAUCAAGUCAGAGGAGAGAUGAUGUUGACUGUGGGAUGAUGAGAGCAAUUGAUUUGCUCGCUUAUGUUGCUGAGAAGUUGCAGGAAGAAGAAGGCGAGACCUCCUCAAACUCUAUCAAUGCAUUCGAAGAAGGGUAUUAUAAUCAGAAUCGUUUGGCUGGAAAGAUCAAGCAAGAACAUCAAGCAAACCUUGCCUCAUCAAAGUCACCUAGCGAAAACGCUAGCGGCGUGUCUUUGGAGCAGACACAGGUUUCUGAUUGUAAGAGAGGCCGUGGUCUGAACCCUCUUGCAGGGUGCGGAAACAAGAAAGAGGAUUGUGAUUUUCAUGUUGAAUCAGGGGGCGUCACUGUGGAGACAUGUGUUGUUAAUAAUGUAGAUGCCGGCUUGGAAGACGGUGGCUUAAUCAGCUUAAAGGAUCCAAGUCAGUUACAUGUGCAGUGUCCCGAACCAGUCCACCUGGAUGGUGUCCCUAAUGAGUAUAGGAAUCGUUCUAAGUUAGUUUGCAGAGAUGAUGACGAAAGCUAUUGUGAAUACUAUAAAUGUAAAGACAAGUGUAAUAAGUCGUAUAGUCCUUCUCUGACAUGGGCUGGACAUAGAAGAGCAGUCCACAGGUCCAAGUGUUUUGAAGGCACCAAAACAGAUGGUUCUGUAAAGGCUUUGGACCGCAAGAGAAAGUUAUGUUGUCGUUACAGCCCACGGAAGCAUGAGACUCUUCAUAAGAAGAGAAGAUUGUCUGACAAAGGGUUGGUUGUAAAUUCUGAUGGAGGAAUCACUAGUGAAAGUGUUACCAAUUCAACUGAAAAGAGAGAAUCGGAAAAUGGUGUUCUCUCUGACGCAAUAGGUCUUCAUUCAGAGGACUCACGUGUAAAGUUCAGCAUCAAGUCCCUUAGGAUUCCGGAGCUUUUUAUUGAAGUUCCAGAAACAGCAACAGUAGGUUCACUCAAGAGAACUGUGAUGGAGGCUGUCAGUGCUUUACUCGAUGAUGGAAUAAGUAUAGGAGUGACAGUCCAAGGGAGGAAGGUUAGAGAUGACAACAACACUCUGUCACAGACUGGUCUUUCGUGUAGAGAGAAUCUAGGCAACCUUGGCUUCACCUUGGAGCCUGGUCCGGAAAAACUGAGUGUACCUCUUUGCUCUGAAAAUCCUGUCAUGUCUAAGCCAACUGAUUCCACUAAGUUGUCAGAAAGGUCAGCAGCAAAUUGUGUGGAGAAUAAUAGCCAGGAGUUAGUUCCAUAUCAGAUGGACAUAUCAGCUGAUGAACAACAACCUUCAUCAGAUUCAAGAGCGAUGGUUUCAGUUUCAGCCUUGGAACCUGAAGCUCUUGCUAUUGUCCCAUUUAAGGAGAAACCAAAGCGCACGGAGCUUUCACAGCGCAGAAUCAGGAGACCGUUCUCUGUUACAGAGGUAGAAGCUCUAGUAAAUGCAGUUGAGGAACUUGGGACUGGAAGAUGGCGUGAUGUGAAGCUGCGUUCUUUUGAGAAUGAAAGUCAUCGAACCUACGUGGACUUGAAGGAUAAAUGGAAAACCUUGGUUCACACGGCAAGUAUAUCACCGCAGCAACGAAGGGGAGAGCCAGUGCCUCAGGAACUGCUAGACAGAGUCUUGGCAUCGCAUAGGUAUUGGUCACAGCACCCACCGAAACAGAACGGGAAACAUCAAGAUGCUGCAACGAUGGUGACUGAGUCAGGUCCGUCCAUGUAAAGAAGGAGAAGGGUAAUUACAAUGACUUUCACUUGAAGACAAAGGAAGCAACGUGGGCAACUGUACAAAGAGCAUAACAACAGAUGCAUAGCUUUUUAUUUUUCAUUUUUUUUUCCAACUUGAGACUAAUUUUAAUCAUACCUGGCAGAAACAAGACAUCUGUUCAUUUCAGUUUCUAAUUGAUUUGAUUCUGUAAUAUAAUAUUGGUAUUGGUGGUAGGUUCUUGAAGACAUUCUUUUA